Lolium perenne is the source of this 787-nucleotide messenger RNA. RefSeq lists its product as uncharacterized. The record is from RefSeq and is a predicted model, not a curated record. NCBI's taxonomy places the organism in Eukaryota, Viridiplantae, Streptophyta, Magnoliopsida, Poales, Poaceae.
GCUACUCGCAGGCGCGUCGUAGGCGUGCAGCGGAGAGAGAGAGAGAGACCCACUCCCUCCCUCUUCACACUCCCAGUCCCAAAUACAAAAACCCUUCCCCCCAGCCAUGGAUUUCCCCCGCCGAGCCGCCGCUCGGGCCGACGCCGACGACAUCUACGCCAUGCCCAACCCUUCUCCGGACGCACAUAUGACGAUAGACGCGCUCCGCCGGGAGCUCUUGCACGAGGGCAUUCGCCAGCAGUUCAUUGUGGCCGAACUGGCCAAGCGGCAGGAGCUGGAGGAUGAGUUCCGUGACAGGUUCCGGCAGACCACAAUGCCCCACCGUUGCGCAUCCCCUCUGCCGCAUGGUGGGCCAUUUGCAGGAUCGGCAAUGUCGAGACGGCCUGUUAAAGACCGGAUCGAGGAAUGGUAUCAACCUCCAUGGUGCAGGGAGAUAGACGAGGCGGAUGCAGUAAUCGCCGGGGCGGCACUCUCUGGGGUGAAGAGGAAACGGACAGCAGAUACUCAGCCGUCGAUUUGUAGCAUCUGCAACGUAAUAUGCUACUAUGAAACUGAUUUACAGAAGCACUUAAGAGGCAGAAAGCACCAAAAGAAGCUAGAAGCUUUGAAGGGGAAAGGCAAGGGAACUGAAGAGAAGCUGCAUGAAAAGGAAGCGCCCCAGCUUGUGGACAAGAACAAGAAAGAGUGAAAUGCACCCACAGUCCUGGAAGUUACUGGCGAUGUCCAAAACGGUCCUGGAAUUCAGUAAAUGCAUCAAAACAGUCCUGAAACUUGUUCUUGAUGUCUA